Messenger RNA from Chilo suppressalis (striped riceborer), 468 nucleotides. NCBI's taxonomy places the organism in Eukaryota, Metazoa, Arthropoda, Insecta, Lepidoptera, Crambidae. The record is from the annotation of a GenBank genome assembly.
AUGAUCACACGAGUAUUCUAUAACUACGAGAAUAUGAGAAGAACUACGAUGGAUUAUGAGAAAGACAUUACGAGAGAGAAAGACUACGUGAGACUGAACGCGAAGAUCCAAUGGAAGAAAAGUGGCAUGCUUACUACUUUGAGAGCACUCAGAGAAAUAAAGAUGCUAAUAAAAGAUUUUAUAGCAGACCGAGGCAAGCCCCCUGACUUCUUGGCCUUCUCGAUAACUUUGCUGAUGAUGAUGGUGCUAGUGGCCGGCGUGAAGAAGUCAUUGUUCUUUAACAACGUGUUGAAUGCCAUCAACCUAAGCGUGUGGGUGUUCAUCAUGGCAGCUGGUCUAUUCUACGUCAACAUCCAUAAUUGGACCGACCACAAAGGAUUCCUGCCUUACGGUUGGAGCGGGAAUAUAAUAUCUCCAGUAGCUAAGUUGAUAUCUCUUACUCCCUCACAAACAUUAUCUCCAGUGUAA